CAUCUUUCGCUGGGAUGGUUCUUGGGUGGUUCUUCGUCACCGAGUUAAUCUGCUUUGCGGUUCGAACGCAUGGAAUUCCAAUGGGCGCUCGCUACGCCCCAGCGCCCCCUGGAAUGCGACCGCCCUGUGCUGCAAAGAGAGCGACUUUUUGCGAAGAAGUGGACAAAUAUCCCACGAAACUAAUUCAGACUCUUCUGCAAUCCAAACCUCUUAAUUUCGCUUCUUUCUUCACGGAUGAAAGCGAUGGACUAGAUGAACCGCCGGACUAUCUUUUACACCAGGACAUGCUAAUGGACGUGGAGCCUAAAAACGUGUCCGAGAUGAGGAGGGAGAAGCGUUCCAGCGGUAUUAAGAACUGUCCUGCAAACCAUCGGAUUGUAUUCCCCAAAGCAGCAACCAAUCAGCAUGGACAUUGGAAGUACAUUGCGCAAUCUGAAGAGUUAAAUAUUGGCCAAAGAGCGACUGUGCACUUGUGCAGCAGUUCCAGCGAAUGCAGUCGAUGUACACAGAUGUAUAAUUUAGUUCCUAUGUUUUCAUUACACGAAGGAGAAGACGUUGUGAAAGAAUUGUUCUGGAUGCCCAGUUCAUGUUAUUGUACUGAGGAACAAUUGAGUGUACCUUAAGCCAAAUUCUAGUGUUCCUUGUCUGUUUGCAUGAUCAUUUUUAUGUCUUUUCAUCUACUACAUAAGUAUAUAAAUAUUUAAAGAGAGAAACAGCCCAACUAAGAUACUGGGGGGCACUAGAACAGACACUUUUUUGGAGCCCCCCGAAGGCAAACCUUAUAAAAAGAGACAUCACGGGGAACCAAGAGGGGUUUUCUGGUGAAACUUUAGAAAAUGGCCAAACCGCUUCAUGAAAU
This is a messenger RNA of Uloborus diversus, 859 nucleotides long. RefSeq names its product protein spaetzle 5-like. Gene Ontology annotation, biological process: central nervous system formation; regulation of Toll signaling pathway; innate immune response. The transcript is spliced from 3 exons. Lineage: Eukaryota; Metazoa; Arthropoda; Arachnida; Araneae; Uloboridae. Gene Ontology annotation, molecular function: Toll binding; growth factor activity. Gene Ontology annotation, cellular component: extracellular region. The record is from RefSeq and is a predicted model, not a curated record. The coding region runs from base 15 to 623 and encodes 202 amino acids.